AUGCAGAACGAUCAAGGAAAGAUCGUCGACUUGUACAUCCCUCGUAAGUGCUCUGCCACUAACAGGAUCAUCGCCGCUAACGACCACAAGUCGGCUCAGUUCAACGUUGCCGUUGUUGACCCCAAGACUGGCCUUGCUACUGGCGAGUUCCACCCCGUCUGCAUUGCCGGUUACAUGAGGAGCAAGGGUGAGUCUGAUGCUUGCGUCAACCGUCUCUUGCACGAGAAGAACAUCCUCUCCUUCGCCGAGUAA
Molecule: messenger RNA, 252 nt
Organism: Perkinsus marinus ATCC 50983
Lineage: Eukaryota; Perkinsozoa; Perkinsida; Perkinsidae
Product: Ribosomal protein, 40S subunit, putative
Exons: 3
Coding region: 1-252 (83 amino acids)
Biological process (GO): translation; endonucleolytic cleavage to generate mature 3'-end of SSU-rRNA from (SSU-rRNA, 5.8S rRNA, LSU-rRNA); endonucleolytic cleavage in ITS1 to separate SSU-rRNA from 5.8S rRNA and LSU-rRNA from tricistronic rRNA transcript (SSU-rRNA, 5.8S rRNA, LSU-rRNA)
Cellular component (GO): ribosome; cytosolic small ribosomal subunit
Molecular function (GO): structural constituent of ribosome
Source: RefSeq, a predicted model, not a curated record